Molecule: messenger RNA, 1446 nt
Organism: Limanda limanda (common dab)
Lineage: Eukaryota; Metazoa; Chordata; Actinopteri; Pleuronectiformes; Pleuronectidae
Gene: cnpy3
Product: canopy FGF signaling regulator 3
Exons: 6
Coding region: 128-973 (281 amino acids)
Cellular component (GO): endomembrane system
Molecular function (GO): signaling receptor binding
Source: RefSeq, a predicted model, not a curated record
CCUACCCGGAAGCAGCGGAGGAGGAUGUGAAAACAGACAAAACGGGGAAACAACGAGUCUCCUGCGGGAUUUAAAACGCAGAACAUCGUGUUUUCACGCAGAAACACGAUCCGACGUUAGCGCAGAAAUGAUUCUAGCGACGUACGCGUGUUUCCUGCUGGUGGUUUGUUCGGCGGCCGCAGCGAAGGAGGCAGGAGACGACGAGUGGGUUCAUCUUCCGAACAAGUGUGAAGUGUGUAAGUUUGUCAGUAUUGAGAUGAAGUCGGCAUUCGAUGAGACGGGGAAGACGAAAGAAGUGAUCGGCAGGAACUAUCGCUUCAUCGACAGCAAGGGGGCGCCACCUAUCAAAUACGUCAAGUCGGACCUGCGAUUCAUCGAGGUCAUAGAGAAUGUGUGUCAGAGGCUGCUGGAGUACAAUCUGCACAAGGAGCGCACCGGCAGCAACCGCUUCGCCAAGGGCAUGUCGGAGACCUUCUCCACGCUUCACGGUUUGGUGAAUAAAGGCGUGAACGUGGUGAUGGACAUUCCCUUCGAGCUGUGGAACGAGACCUCGGCGGAGGUGGCCGACCUCAAGAAGCAGUGUGACGUGCUGGUGGAGCGAUAUGAGGACGUGAUUGAAGACUGGUACAAAGGAAGUCAAGAGGAAGAUCUGACCACGUUGCUGUGUGAGAAACAUGCUCUGAAAGGACAAGACACAGCUUGUCUUGGCGAGGACUGGAAGGCGAAGAAGAAGGGCGACCAGGCCGCCAUCGCCGAGGACAAGAAGAAGAAGAAAAAGAAGAAGGGCAAGGCCGGAGCGGAGGGAGGAGACGGCAGCUCGGAGGGAGAGAAGGUGGCCAAGAAGAAGAAGGAGAAGAAAGUGAAGAAGAAGAAAAAGAGCAAAGCUCCGGUGGAGAAGACGGGCGGGGGGGCGUCGUCGGACGAGGGGAUCCAGCCUCAGGUGCUUCUCUCCGGGAAGAAGGCGGAGCUGUGAGGUCCGAUCUCUGGAUCAAAUCUUUCAAAGUGAAACUCUCAGUAAAAAGACGUCUGACGCUUCUGAAGCUUCUGCACCGGAGGCCGACACAUGUUGCACUGUUACAUUCGUUUCAUUCAAAUAACAUAAUCUUUAAUAUUCAGUUUCAUGACAUUUUUAUGUCCUUGCAUCAGGAAAUUCAGAAUCAUCUGUAUCUCAACUCGUGAAUACAGAACAAGCUACCUGUAGGAUUCAUCAUCUUUUCAAUCAGUUGAUCAACUGAAAAUUAAUCAACAAUUUGGUUUGUUUUAAAUCAUUAAUCAGGCAAAAGAAACCUGAUCACAGCCUCUGGAGUGUGAAGAGUUUCUUGGUUUUAUAUGAAGAAGGGAAAUUACAAACCUCAGCAGAAUAAUGAUGAACAUUUCUCUCCAUUUAAUGACAUUUUAUCAAGUGAAAUAUUGAUUAAUUAUAUAGAAAUCAUCAUUAAAACAAAA